UGCAACUUUGUUAUAAUUAAUUUUACCUGUGAAAAAGUUAUUUGGGAAAAGUUUUGAAUUAAUUUGAAUUUGUAACAUUAAUGAAAGAGAAUGAGUUUUGAAAAUCACAAAACUAAAGGUGCCAACAAAAGUUCGGUGUGGUAUUAUUUUUUAACUGAUACUACUGGCAUUUCAAGAGCAAAAUGUAAAAUUUGUAAUAAAAUUUUAAAAACGAAUGGAGGUUCUACAAAAGGACUUCUAACACAUUUGGGGAUCCACAGUAUAAAACUACAAAAAGAUAUCACAGACGAACCUCAAGCUAAGAUAUUAAAAAAUACAAAUUUUACUGUUUUACAAGAGGAUUCACUUGGCGCUUCUAUUGCACGUAUGACGGCUGUUGAUGGUUUUCCCUUUUCGGUUUUCAUAACAUCUUCAGAACUUCGAAAAUCGUUAAUAUCCCGCGGUUUUGAUGUUCCAAAGUCAAAGGAGACUAUUAAGGCAAGAUUUAUGGACUACUACUUAAAAUGCAAAAAUAAAAUGAAAGACGAAAUAAUUAGAAUAAAAGGCAAUAAUUUAAAAUUUAGUCUGACGUUUGAUGAAUGGACAUCUACAUCCAACAAACGUUUUAUAAAUAUAAUUUUGCGUUCAUCAGACAAUUAUUUUAAUCUUGGGCUGGUUAGAUUAAAAAAAUCAGCCACGGCGGUAGUUUGUAUCCAGUAUUUAGAACAGCGUUUAAGUGAUUUUGGAGUGUCAUUGUCAAAUGAUAUUGUAGGCUUUACAACAGACGGGGCUUCCACAAUGAAAAAAAUUGGCAAAAUAAUUGCCCCAAAGCAACAAUUAUGCAUAGCCCAUGGGUUGCACCUUGCAUUAGUAGAUAUAUUGUACAAGUCAAAUGACUUCCCAUGCGAAAAUGAAUUAUCGUCUUCAGAUGAAGAUGAAGAAUUUGACUCUUUUACAAUUUUAAAAGGAGAUAUCAAAAGCGACCUUACCGAAAAAUUCAAUAUAAAAACGCUAAUUGAAAAAGUUAGAAAAAUUUCAAAAAUAUUUAGAAAGUCACCCACUAAGAAUGAAAUUUUACAAAAAUAUGUAAAAGAAAUGAAAGGAAAAGAACUAAAAUUAAUGUUGGAUUGUCAAACUAGGUGGAACACUUUGUUUGACAUGUGUCAACGAUUUAUGGAACUGGAAAUACCAAUUAAAAAGGCCUUAAUUGAUCUAAAAUCUCAUCAAAUAUGUGAUGAGGAAUUUCAGUUGCUUAAGCAAAUUGUUCUGAUUUUAAAUCCAGUUAAAGUUACAGUUGAAGCUCUUUGCCGCAGGGAUAUGAAUUUAUGUAAAGCCGACGCUGCUCUAUCCUUUAUGCUUAAUGAAAUAUCGAAAAUUGAUUGCAAGUUAAGUGAUGAACUAAUAAAAUCUCUUCUUAAAAGAAUAAAGGAAAGAAGGACUAUCUACUCAACACUUCUCAAUUUUUUAAAAAAUCCAAAAUUGAAUUCCGAAUUUGAUAACAGUACAGAUCUGUUCGUUAUUAAAAAUGAAUUGAAAAAGUUAAUUGGAAAUUUUAGAACAGAUGAACAAUCCAAUAAUUCAUCUACGAAUGAUUCUGAUUCCGAUUUAUCCUUUAUGGAUGAAGCAAAUGAGGAUCCAAAUAUAUCAAUAGUAAAAAAAUUGAAUAGUGCACUGGAAAAAUGCAAAAGCCCGACAAAAAAUCCAAAUGUCCUCAAUGAUAUCGAUUCUAAUAUAGAAAAAGAAGUCGAUUUAUUCGUUUCAGGAGGUGACAGAGGAAUGUACCUACAAUCUGCAUACAACAAUUUACUCACUGUUUUACCUACAAGCGUUGAUUGUGAACGUUGUUUUUCCUCAGCUGCAUAUAUUGGGAACAAAAUUCGGUCUAGGCUGUCUGACGACACUCUAGAUGCCCUUAUAUUUUUAAGAAGCUUUUUAAAAAAGGAACAUUAAAAGAAAUUAUUUAGAAGACGUAUGUCCGAUUUCACCAACUUUAACUGGUUCCAGUUAAAACAAUUUUUGUAUGAAAAAUGUCAAAAUAACUUUCGGUUAAAAAAUAACUAGAUAUGGUGAAAUGAUUUAUAUUACUAUCUAUAAUAUUCUCAUAUUUUAAAAAAUUUGUAAAAGAAAAUUUCUAUACAUAAUUACUUAUAAAACAACACAUUUUCAAUACUAA
Lucilia cuprina (Australian sheep blowfly) is the source of this 2152-nucleotide messenger RNA. RefSeq lists its product as uncharacterized. The record is from RefSeq and is a predicted model, not a curated record. The transcript has 2 exons. Gene Ontology annotation, molecular function: protein dimerization activity; DNA binding. NCBI's taxonomy places the organism in Eukaryota, Metazoa, Arthropoda, Insecta, Diptera, Calliphoridae. The coding region runs from base 91 to 1929 and encodes 612 amino acids.